Molecule: messenger RNA, 2888 nt
Organism: Morus notabilis
Lineage: Eukaryota; Viridiplantae; Streptophyta; Magnoliopsida; Rosales; Moraceae
Exons: 10
Coding region: 76-2766 (896 amino acids)
Biological process (GO): rRNA processing
Cellular component (GO): nucleolus; small-subunit processome
Source: RefSeq, a predicted model, not a curated record
UAUAGGGUUUGCCGCUAAAACACAGAAUCGCCAUCGCAAAGACACAGCUCUAGCUCUGCUUCGACAUUCUACGCCAUGGCGGAGACGAAGCGCAAAUCCAGAGACAACCCAAACGGGAAGAAGAGCAAGAAGCAGAAAACCUUAGCUACUCAGAGGGACAACAAGAGAAAGAGACGAGGCCCUCGUUUGCCGUCGAAGUUCCGGAAAGAGCUCGACCGCUUAAACCCUAGCGGCGCCGGCCGCAGUCCUUCCGGAAGCGACGCCGAAGAGAGGAUUGACUCCGAUGAAGGCGAAGUCUACGCCGGGAACGACGUCUACGAGUAUGAGGAGGGAGUGACCGAAGAGGAGUCCAAGAAGAAUCGCCGCUUCGAUCAAGUUGAGAAUCUCGAAUACGAGAUGCCUGAGGAUUUUGAGGAUGAGAAUGUGUCAUCGGACGAUGAGAAUGAGGAUGACAAUGCUGGGGAAGAUUCUAGUGGUGAGGAGGAGCAUGGUGAUGGAAGGCACUCGAGGAUGUUGCAGGAAAUAACUGGAAUGCCUGGCGAGGCUUUCGAAGGGAAGAAGAAGAAGAAUAAUAAUGUCAUCACCGAAGCUUAUCCCGAGUCUGAGUAUAAUCCUAGUCGUGAUGUUUUGGAUGGGCAUGGUCAGAUUAGCAUUGAGGACCUUCUGGACCCUCUUCAUGGGACGUCUGGUUAUAGCAUGCUUAGGAAGAGAGUACAUCAGAUGGAGAGAAAAUCAGGUCCUACGCCAACUCCGCUGCCUAAGGUAGAACGAAAGAGGUUGGACAGGAAGGCAGCGUAUCAACAUUCAAACAAAGAUGCGCUUAAGUGGGUGCCACUGAUCAAGAGGAAUAGGGAGGCUGGUACCAUAAUUUUUGACAAUGAUGUGGACUUGGGGUUUUCUACUGUAGGAGCAAUAGCAUCGGAAUUUGAACCUAGGACAGAAUUCGAGAAGAAAAUGGCUUCAUUAGUAUAUGACGAGAAGGUUAUGGAUGCUCACAAAAAAGAUGGCGCUAGACUUCUUGAAUUAAACGAGGUAUCUGUUGAAGAUGAAAGGGAUCGCCAGAAUCGUAUUGCAAAAAUGCGCAGCCUUCUUUUCCGUCAUGAGAUGAAGGCAAAACACAUAAAAAAGAUAAAAUCAAAAACAUUCCAUCGUUUGUUAAAGAAAGAUAGACUGAAGGCAGCAUCUUCUGAGAAUCAGAUAGAUCCAGAAGCUGCUAAAGAACUGGCAAGAAAACAUGAGUUCGAACGGGCAAAGGAACGCAUUACUUUGAGGCACAAAAGCGGCUCGAAGUGGGCAAAGCGCAUUAAAGAGCGUGGUUUAAAGGCCCAGGAUGAAGGUACUCGGGCUGCUAUAGCUGAACAGCAGCAUCAACAUUCUCUCUUGACGAGAAAAAUGAACUCUAUGAAUGAUACCAGCAGCAGCGAAGAGAGUAGUGAUGGGGAUGAGUCAGAUGGGUAUUCAUCUGGUGAGCAGGAUAGGACAUCCAGGUUACUAGAAGAAGCAAAAGAAAAGACUCUUAAAGUUAUAAAUGAAGAAGAUGAAGUGCCUAACUCAGGACUGCUUUCUUUGCCUUUCAUGGUGCGCGGGAUGAAAAAAAGGGAUGAGGCGGCUGCUGAGGAAGCCAAACUUGCUCUUGAAGAUUUUGAAUCGCUAUCUAAGCAGUUGGACGGUUCAAGUAGAGGUGAAAAUACUAAAGUUGGCCCCUCUAGUGGUAGAAUGGUUUUCAAUGCAGCUGGGACGCAAGCUCAAAAGUCAAGUAAAACUAAAUCAGACGAUAGGACUAAGGCAGAUAGAUUUUAUGAUGAUAGUGAUGGUGAAAAUGACAUAGAGGCUGAAGAUAACAACGAUGAUGAGGACAUUUGUUUUCAUAAACAUGAAGUGUCAUUUUUUUCCCCCUGUGGUUCACAGAGCUUUGAUGAUAUUGCUAAAGACCCAGGUCCCAAGACAACAGAUGAAGUUGCUAUUUUUGCAUCAGGCGCCUGGAAAAAGGUGAAAGCUGAAAAUAAUCGGGUGAAAGGUGGAAACAAUAAUGCCGAUAAGAAAAAGUCUCCUGUUGCCUUGGAAUCUGUUUCAAAGAAUGAAGAUCUACAGGAAACUGAAAAGGAUUUAGGUGAGGAUAGUGAUUCAGAUAGUGAAGGCCAGAUGGUAGAUGGGAUUCUUUCUUCGGGUCCUAAAGCGUCCUACGAACUUCCUUCUCAAGCUGAGCUCAUUCACCAAGCUUUUGCAGCAGAUAACGUGGAAGAUGAUUUUGAGAAACAUAAGCAGGAGAUCUUGAAUGAAGAGAACCCUGAACCUGAAAAGCCCGUUUUACUGCCUGGCUGGGGCCAGUGGACUCAUGUACAGCAGAAGAAAGGUUUGCCUUCUUGGAUGGUGAAAGAACAUGACACUGCCAAGAAGAAGAGAGAAGAAGCCCUCAAGAAGAGGAAGGAUGCACAACUUAAACACGUCAUCAUCUCUGAGAAGUUGGACAAAAGGGCUGAGAAGCUGUAUACGAAGACUUUACCUUUCCCUUAUACAUCGAAGGAAGUUUUUGAGCAGAGCAUCCGUAUGCCCAUCGGUCCCGAAUUCAACCCUGCAACUGCAGUUGGAGCUCUCAAUCGGCCUGAGGUGAUGAAAAAACCGGGUCAAAUUAUAAAACCAAUCGAGUUCGAGGAAGUGGAUCCUCACAAAAAAACAGAGCAGCUAAAACAUGUGGGACAGAAACAAAAACAGAAGCAAAAACAGAAACCGAAACAGAAGCAGAAGAAAAACAAGAGUACAAGUUAAUUGAGAGAUAGUUCCGUUGAUUCGAUAGAUGGCAGAUAAAUGGGUGUUAUAGCUAAGUUAUCUGUAUCAUUUUUAUGAUCUUUAUUUUUCUUGGUUUUCUCUGGUUUUUUAUAGGGGAAUUC